Parascedosporium putredinis is the source of this 555-nucleotide messenger RNA. The record is from the annotation of a GenBank genome assembly. NCBI's taxonomy places the organism in Eukaryota, Fungi, Ascomycota, Sordariomycetes, Microascales, Microascaceae.
AUGGUCAAGUGCUGUCCAGUUGAUAUCCAAAUCCCCGACUCGUACCCUUUCAAGCCCCCGGUCAUCAAGUUCGACACCAAAGUCUACCAUCCCAAUAUCAGCAGCCAGACGGGCGCUAUCUGUCUCGAUAUUCUCGGGACCGGCUGGUCUCCCGUCCAAACCAUCAAAUCUGCCCUGAUCUCUCUCCGCAUGCUCCUCGAGGUCCCUAACCCCAAAGACCCUCAAGAUGCCGAAGUAGCCAAAAUGUCUCUCGAAUACCCCGAGCAAUUUGCCCGGACAGCUCACGAGUGGGCUGUCCAAUAUGCCGGUGCCCCUCGCCAAAAUAUCGAUUAUUCGCAGUUCAGGAAACCAGAUACCAAGCCCAAGCAAACUUCUGUUGAUUAUAAGGGGUACAAUAAAGAUCUCGUCGACCGUUUUGUGAACAUGGGCUUCGGUGCUCAGGCCGUUGUUGAUGCCUUCAUUUUUGUGGGCAUUGACCGCAACGGCGGGGAAGAUUACGAGCUGGAAGAGGCGUAUAUGGGCGACAUUACGGCUCGACUUCUCGGAGAGAACUAA